Molecule: messenger RNA, 1809 nt
Organism: Catharus ustulatus (Swainson's thrush)
Lineage: Eukaryota; Metazoa; Chordata; Aves; Passeriformes; Turdidae
Gene: IKZF5
Product: IKAROS family zinc finger 5
Exons: 6
Coding region: 230-1489 (419 amino acids)
Biological process (GO): regulation of transcription by RNA polymerase II
Molecular function (GO): DNA-binding transcription factor activity; RNA polymerase II cis-regulatory region sequence-specific DNA binding
Source: RefSeq, a predicted model, not a curated record
GGCGGCGGCGGGAGGCGGGAGCGGCGCGGGGCGGCGGCGGAGACACCAACAAAUGGAACACAGAUUAACUUAAGCCUGCAGGAGGCUGGUGACACCUGGAAGAGGGGAAAGUGGAGAAGCUGUGCUCUCUGCUUUUUAUCUGAUGUGUUGGGGUACAUUUUGGAGCAUGUUUGCUACUUAGCAGGGAACUAAAAUUCAGGCACGAGAGGUUGUAAAUGAAAGAGGCAAUAUGGGGGAAAAGAAGGCAGAACCCUUGGAUUUUGUGAAAGAUUUUCAGGAAUAUCUGACCCAGCAGACUCACCAUGUCAAUAUGAUUUCUGGAUCAGUUACUGGUGACAAGGAAGUGGAGACUCUCCAGGGAGCUGGGACAGAGGGUGAUCAGAAUGGUCUGGAUCAUCCUUCUGUUGAAGUUUCACUGGAUGAAAACUCAGGAAUGUUGGUGGAUGGCUUUGAAAGGACUUUUGAUGGGAAGUUAAAAUGUCGAUACUGCAACUACGCCAGCAAAGGAACAGCGCGGCUCAUAGAGCACAUCAGGAUUCACACAGGGGAGAAGCCACACAGGUGCCACCUGUGUCCCUUUGCCUCGGCCUACGAGCGUCACCUGGAGGCUCACAUGAGGUCCCACACCGGGGAGAAGCCCUACAAGUGUGAGCUGUGCUCCUUCCGCUGCAGCGACCGCAGCAACCUGUCCCACCACCGCCGGCGCAAGCACAAGAUGGUGCCCAUCAAGGGGACAAGGACUUCCCUGAGCAGCAAGAAGAUGUGGGGGGUUCUGCAGAAGAAGACCAGCAAUUUGGGGUACAGCAGAAGAGCGUUAAUUAAUCUGAGUCCGCCUUCCAUGGUGGUGCAGAAACCAGACUACCUUAAUGAUUUCACCCAUGAAAUCCCCAAUAUCCAGACUGAGGCGUACGAGAGCAUGACAAAAACGACUCAGAGUGGUGGCUUGCCAAGAGAUCCCCAGGACCUCAUGGUGGAUAAUCCUUUAAACCAGCUCUCCACCUUAGCAGGGCAGCUGUCCAGCUUGCCACCUGAAAACCAAAAUCCAGCCUCUCCUGACGUCGUUUCCUGUCAAGACGAAAAGCCUUUCAUGAUACAGCAGCCUGCUGCACCUGCAGUAGUUUCAUCUGUGUCAGCAAAUAUUCCUCAGAAUUCCUCUCCAACCAGCCCUGAUUCCCGGCCCACACACAAUCAAAGGAACUACAGUCCCGUGGCAGGGCCCAGCAGUGACCGCAGUGCCCACACCAGUACUCCCAGUAUCAGCAACAGCCAGCCCAGUACUCCAGCUCCAACCCUGCCAGUGCAGGACCCUCAGCUCCUGCACCACUGCCCACACUGUGACAUGUACUUUGCAGACAAUAUCCUUUACACCAUCCACAUGGGAUGCCAUGGAUUUGAAAAUCCUUUCCAGUGUAACAUUUGUGGGUGUAAGUGUAAAAACAAGUACGACUUCGCUUGCCACUUUGCAAGAGGCCAACAUAAUCAACAUUGACUGAGAACAUGCUUUCGUUUAGUUUUUUAACAUAUUACAGUCUAUUUUUCAUACUUGCUGAUGGAAAGCUUGCACAUUCCCAUAGGGAAUCUUCACAUUAAUGAAUUCAACAAAGGAGGCAAAUUGAUUUCCAUGUUCAUGUAAAACUUGCCAGGAAAGUUUUGUAUCAGUUUCAGUUGCUGUUUUGUAUGUAGCCUUUCAAAAAAAGCCAAGAGUGCUGUAAGGGUUGGAAUGCAUUUACAUGCUGUGGUUGCUAAAUUUAAGUUGCUUUUACUUAAUCCCAAUAAACAUUCUGCAAGGAGCAGAGCGUGUGUCCUGAA